Molecule: messenger RNA, 5370 nt
Organism: Aegilops tauschii subsp. strangulata
Lineage: Eukaryota; Viridiplantae; Streptophyta; Magnoliopsida; Poales; Poaceae
Source: RefSeq, a predicted model, not a curated record
UUCCGAAACGGAGUAGAGUAAUCCGGAGGCCAGCUGAGUUCGCCGUAGUCAACUCUCUCACCCCAGCGAAGGAAUCACGGAGGCGCGGCCAGAGUCGAGCCCCGCGAACCCUCCUUCUCCGCCGUCUAACACGGGCCACGGCCGCCGUCGACGACCGCGACGCCGUCUUCCCGAGCUCUGGCCGCCGUGCCGUUGACCAUGGCGCCGCCGCCGCUGCUCCUCCGGCCUCCCCGAUCCUUCCGUCGCACUCCUGGUGAGCAGGCCAACCUCCCCAGCCCUUCCUCCCUCUCAACCGCGUCCUGGAACAUCACCGCGCCGUGCGCCGCCUCAGAUGGUUGUCGCCGGCGUCGUUCCGGCGACUCAGAAGUAGCAGCGCCGCUCUAGCUAGGUUCGGCACGAGCCCGUGCUUCGACCACGCCACUUCGCGCGUUCCCCGGUGGUCUGCUCCGCCGUCGCUGGCGUCGGUCACCGGCCGGUCGCCGGGGAUGACCUGGCCUGGCGGGUCCUCCGCCCGACCGUUGACCCGGGCCGCGUGGCCUGCUUGCGUGGUACGCUGACCCGAACCUAGGCACCACUGCUACGGGUACCCUAGCGGUUGCCCCCGUUCUUUUAAUUUCCAGAAAUUCUAGAUUUUGUUUUAGUCUUGUAAUUUCCAUAACUUUUAUUCUGUACUCCACUACCUCACAUCCCUGUCAAUAGAAGGUAUAUUUUUAAAUUGCCUCUAAUAGUUAUUUUAGAAGGCACUUUUUAAAAUUAUGCCUUUUAUUGUGCCUCUAAUUAAAGGCAGUUUUAAAAAAUGCCACAAAAUGUAUAUUAUUGGAGGCAUUUUCAAUAGUGCCUCCUAUAGUCUAUAUUCAAAGGCACUUUAAAUCAAUGCCACAAAUUAUCAUUGUAGGCAGUUUUUAAAAGUGCCUCCAAAUAUAUACUAUUAGAGGCAUUUUCAAUAGUGGCUCCUAUAUCUAGAUUUAAAGGCACUUUAAACCAAUGCACUCCAAUAAAAUACAUUUUGUACACCUGCCACGACGCGUCGUACCACGUGCUCCCGGCAGCGGGGGAAUCGAACACUGGACGUGCUGCACCAGUGCACGCGCUCGCCCUGUACGUGCUAAGGGCAUCCGCACUGGGGCUACCCAUCCGGUCCGGCUGUGUCCGGAUUUGUCCGAAAUGUGUCUGGGGGCAAAAAACAACCCUCCAGCGGUGCGUCCCAUCCGGACAGGCAUGUCCGCCGCGACCCAUCCUCGACCCAAAUUUGCGUCGCGGAUGCGUCGGGCCAGACACGCCCGGACACAAAAAUGUGUCCGCCCGCGCCUUUCCGGCGCCACAUGCCAUCGACACAAAACACUUCUCAGUCUUGUUUUCUUCCUCUGUCUGCUGCCUGACCCUCCGCCGCCCCGCGAGCUCUGAUACAUUGGAAAUGUAUCUAUAAUUUUUGAUGCUCCAUGCUUGUUUAUUGCCAAUUACUUUAUAUUUUACUUGUGCUUCUUGGUGUUUUUAUUGAUUUCCUGCCACUAACAUAUUGACAAGAUGCCAAAGUGGCCAGUUCCUGUUUUCUGCUGUUUUUGGUUCCAGGAGAGCUAAAAAAUAAAUAUUCUCGGAAUUGACAAAGGAGCUAUUUUACGAAGUUUUACACCGGAAGACUCCAAAAGCCAGAAGGGGGCACCUGGGGGGGGCCUGGUGGGCCCACACCACCCCCAGGCGCGAUUGGGCCCCUGCCCGCGCCUGAGUGGGGUGUGGCCCACCAGAGCGUCCCCCGGCUCCGCCCUUUCGCCUAUUUAUUCACCCCGAAGGGAAAACCCUAAAUAUAGCGCAAAAGUUCCAGAAAGAAGUCUGUAGCCGCCGCCGUCGUCGCGGGGAGAUCAGAAGCUCUUCCCGGCACCCUGCCGGAGGGGAGAUCAUCACCGGAGGCCUUCUUCAUCACCAUGCCCGCCUCCGGAGUGAUGUGUCUCUACUUCAACCUUGGUGCCAUUCUUUGUUUCCUACUGGUCGAUUAAACCUUGGUUUCAUAACUGAGGGGAAUACUUGUUGAUGUCUACAUCACCACCUUCCUCUUGGGGUUUCCCAACUCGACUGACAUCAUCGAAUUUCUGGCGCCGUUGCCGGGGAGACAAAGUGGCACUCACAGAAGUUUUUCUCCUUCAUCACCUCCAACAAUUUCUUGCACCGUGGGGAAGAAGAAGAUUUCCACAAGGGCAGUCCUUCACUUCCAAUCUCUUUAUUUUGUUUUUGUCUUGCUUAGUUUCUUUAGUUUUGUUUUGCUCGCCUCUUUUAGAAAAACACAAAAAAAAAGUUUCCUUUUUAGUACUUGUUUUAGUUGCCUUAUUCUAGUCUUGCUAGGAUGUCUGUUGCUGAGAACACCAAGUUGUGUGACUUUACUAGCACCAACAAUAAUGAUUUUAUCUGUACACCUAUUGCUCCACCUGCUGAGACUGCUUUCUAUGAAAUUAAGCCUGCUUUGUUGAAUCUAGUUAUGAGAGAGCAAUUUUCUGGUGUUAGUACUGAUGAUGCUGCUACUCACCUCAAUAAUUUUGUUGAGUUAUGUGAGAUGCAAAGGCUCAAAGAUAUAGAUGGGGAUCUUGUUAAGCUUAAACUGUUUCCUUUCUCUUUAAGAGGAAGAGCUAAAGAAUGGUUGUUGUCUUUGCCUAAAAAUAGUAUUGAUUCUUGGGUUAAGUGCAAAGAUGCUUUUAUAGGAAAGUAUUAUCCCCCUGCUAAGAUUAUUUCCAUGAGGAGUGACAUUAUGAAGUUUAAACAGUUUGAUAAUGAGCAUGUUGCUCAAGCUUGGGAAAGAAUGAAGUCUUUGGUAAAGAAUUGCCCCACUCAUGGACUGUCUACUUGGAUGAUUAUCCAAACUUUUUAUGCAGGACUGAAUUUUUCUUCAAUAAAUCUUUUGGAUUCAGCUGCUGGAGGAACCUUUAUGUCUCUCACCUUGGGGGCUGCCACAAAGCUUCUUGAUAAUAUGAUGACAAACUACUCUGAAUGGCACAUUGAAAGGGCUCCACAAGGUAAGAAGGUAAAUUCUGUUGAAGAAACUUCCUCUUUAAAUGCAAAGAUGGAUGCCAUUAUGUCUAUGCUUGCUAGUGGUAAGACUCAUGUUGAUCCAAAUAAUAUUCCCUUGGCCUCUUUGGUGACUCAAGAGGAGCAUGUUGAUGUGAACUUCAUUAGAAAUAACAAUUUCAACAACAAUGCUUAUAGGAAUAAUUUUGGUAGCAACAAUUAUAAGCCUUAUCCUCCCAACAAUGGCAACAAUUAUGGUAACUCUUAUAGUAAUUCUUAUGGUAGAACUGGGAUGCCUAGUGAGGAAAGAAUUUUAGAAGUUGAAAAAGCUACUAAAGAAUAUAUGCAACAACAAUUUGAGCAAAACAAAUUAUUCACUAAAACUAUGGAAGAACAAUCUGCUAUGUUGAAGCAAAUUAGUCAUCAACUUGAAAAUUUAAAUAGGGAAAUUCCUGGGCUUCAAACUAAAAUCUCUAAGGCUGAAAGUAGUAUUUCAUCUUUGUCCCAAGCUCAAUCUUCCUUGAUUAAUAAGAUGACUGCUAAAACUGAAACCAUUGAUAGCAAUCCCUUUGCUACUUUGAAUGCCAUCCAAGUUAGAAUUGAUGAAAAUGUUAGGAUGAUGGCUGAAUUGCAUGCUAGGUGGGAAAGAGAAGAUGAAAUUGCUAGAAACAAAGAAAUAACCAAAGUUUGUACCAUUACCACCACUAGUAGUGCUGAAACUCCAAAUAUUAGUAAGCCUCCUAUCAUUAAUAAUAAAAUAUUUAGCAAAGAAAAGGCCUCUACUCCUCCUAAAAACUGCCUAGAACCACUGAACUUGAUAUUGAUAGUGGUGCUGAAAUUUUUGGGAAAGUAGGAGACCAUAGCCCCCUGAUCUUUGAUAAUAAUGACUUUGACAUUAACCAUUGCACUAUCUCUAAAGUCAUUAAGUACCUACAAAAACUUGCUGAAAGUCCCCACACUAGUUCCCAAAAUUUGGCUUUUACAGAACACAUAACAAAUGCUCUAGUAAAAAGUAGAGAAAGAAAGUUAAAACAAGAAGCCUCUAUCCCUAGGACGAUAGAAGAUGGUUGGGAACCCUAAAAUGAAAGUGGAUGACUUUGAUUGCAAUGCUUUAUGUGACCUUGGUGCUAGUAUCUCUGUGAUGCCUACGAAAGUUUAUGAUAUGCUUGAUUUACCACCUGUGAAGAAUUGUUAUUUGGAUGUUGUUCCUCCUGAUAUUUCCAAGAAGAAACCUUUGGGGGGAGUUGAUGAUGUUCUUAUUGUUGUUAAUAACAACCUUGUCCCUGUUGAUUUUGUUGUUUUGGAUAUUGAAUGCAACUCUUCUUGUCCUAUUGUUUUGGGAAGACCUUUCCUGAGAACUGUUGGUGCUACCAUUGAUAUGAGAGAAGGGACUAUUAAAUAUAGUUUCCCACUUAAGAAAGGUAUUGAGCACUUUCCUAGAAAUAAAAAGAAGGUAGCUUAUGACUCUAUCAUUAGAGCAAAUUAUGAUGUUGAUGCUCCUUCAUUUGAAAACACUUGAUUUUCUCAAACUUUCCGCGCCUAGCUGAAAGGCGUUAAAGAAAAGCACCUUGGGAGAUAACCCGUGCUUUAUUUUCUGUUAUUUUUCUCUUUUGUUGAGUCUUGGAAGUUGUUACCUCUGUAGCAACCUCUCCUUAUCCUUUUUGUUUGGUUUUUGUGCCAAGGAUAACCUCUAAUGGAAGAAGGUACAAUUUUUGGGGAGUUGUUGUCCCGAGACAGAUUCUGUGCUGUUACCAAAAAAAAAUCGUAUGCCCAGCCAGAACGUCAGAAAAUUAUGACUUUUAACGAGCAUAUGCCCCUGGUUUUGUCUAACUUUCAUUAGUUUUGCACUUUUCGAUUUGAGCAACAGAAGGUGGUUCAAAAAAAAUGAUCUUUACCUGUUGUUCUGUUUUGACAAAUUUCUGCCAUAUUUUGCCUCUAGCCUCUUUACCUAUUCUUUUUGAGCUCUAAUGAAACGAGGAGCCUCGGGAAGAAGUAGCUACAGUAGCUAUGCUUUAUGAAUGAGUUUGAUUUGUGUUGGAACUGAACCCAAGUGAUCCUUUAUUUAAAUUUACUAAUGUUGCUAACUGAGAUUUUUGUGAAGUUUUGUAUGAAGGAAGUUUUCAAGUGUAGGGAAAGAAGAAUGAUGAGAUGAGAUGAAGAAUGGACAAAAGCUCAAUCUUGGGGAUGCCCAUGACACCCCAAGACAUAUUCAAGAAGUACAAGCGUCAAAGCUUGGGGAUGCCCAAGGCAUCCCCUUCUUCAUCAAUAAAAAUAUCAGGUCCUUUUUCAGUACACUAUAUUUUUAUUGCUUCAUAUACUAUGUGUUGUUCUUGGAGCGUCUUUGUUUUUGUUUUUAGUUUAGUUUAGUUUAGUUUGCUA